CCUACUGUAACGUCCCCAUCAUUUCCAUAAACGAGCGUCAGUUUCGCUGCAUCACACACACCGCUGUCAAUUUGCGCGUUAUGUGGGGUGGAUUUAUCAUUCAGUGCAAUGCAGUUUAGAGCUACGGUUCUCGUUUGCACGGUAAAAUCCGACUUGAAGGCUCCGAGAGAGCUAUAUUAAAAGUACUAAACAUAACAUGGCAUCGGACAGAAUUUGCCAUGCCGUCGCACCAUCACAAGCCAGUUGAGUUCGGAACAGAGAUCUAAAUGGAAGCCUGAAGAAAGUGGGGUUAGGCGGCCAUGGACCUGUUCAGCCAGCUGAUCCUAGUCAUCUUGGUCACCAGUUUCCUCUCCUUCCAGUGGCUCUUCCACCGGGUCAGUCCCUGGGUCUCCCCCCGCGCCAGUCCUGGCUUCCUACGCCUGGCAGACCAGCAGAAAGUGGAAUGGAACUCAAGGACGGUGUCCACACUUCAUGCCCUGGUGGUGGGGUUCUUUUGCCUCUACAUCCUGCUGUUUGACGACGCCGUCAAUGAAGACCCCGUCUGGGGAGAUCCCACACUUGUGAAGAUAAAUGUUGGCAUGACAACAGGCUACCUCAUAUCUGAUCUGCUGUUAAUAUUUUACUAUUGGAAGGCGAUAGGCGACAAGUUUUUUGUAGUGCACCACCUGGCUGCGCUGUAUGCUUACUACUAUGUACUGAGACAAGGAAUGUUGCCUUAUUUUGCUAACUUCCGUCUGCUUGCAGAGUUCUCCACGCCGUGUGUGAACCAGCGCUGGUUCUUUGAAGUGUUAGGUUACCCCAAGUCCUCCAAGCCCAACAUCGCUAACGGGAUGGCAAUGGCCCUGGUCUUCUUCCUGGUUCGCAUCGCCGUCAUGCCCCUCUACUACAGCCGCAUGUGGUCUGUGUACGGCACCGAAGCCUUUUACCGCGUCCCGCCGGAAGGCCGCGCUGCCUGGAUCAUCUCCAGCGUCUCGCUGGAUGUCAUGAACGUCAUGUGGAUGCAUAAGAUCGCCCGCGGCUGCUACAAGGUCAUGUGCUCGGCCCGACGGCACAAAGUGGAGACACGAGAUAAUGGAAAGACUGACUAAGAAGCAAGAGGGAUGGUUGAUGUAAUGGUUAGGGGAAACCCAUUGAACCACUGUCCCCUUUGUAGUGCACAAUUGGAUUAGUACCUGACUGUUUCAGGGGUCAACUAACUCACACCAAAAGCCAAGUCUCACACAGACUGAAUUUUAUGCUAGUUGACGCAGCACAUUUUUGCUCCCCUUUUGAGAUUGGAGCAUUGUGCUGGAUGUGGACAAAGGGACAAUAACUGGGGCAGUGGUUGGUGAAACUGUUAGCAACACUUUCUGUGCAUGGCCAAUUAUUUUUCUGUGCAUUUUAUCACAAAAGAGGCAUGUCUGGGAUGACGUGUCUGUUUUUCCCCAGCACUUCACCAAGUCAAACGUUUACUGCUUGUUCCAGACCAUAGACUCAAUGUGUGAUGUUCAUGUGCUCCCCAAAGGAACAUGAAGCCCCUCACUUAAUGUUGCUCUUUUUAAUAUUCUGGUUGUCUGAAUCCCAUAGGUUAUAGAUUUACAUUUUGAACACAGAGGAAUUAAUUAUUGUUCAAAUGGUGAGUACAAAUAAAAUAACAGUUUUUGAAAAUCAGUUUUUUGGGACACAACCAACCCAACCAACCUAUCUAACCCAAAUAGCCCGACCAACCCAAAUAGCCCGACCAACCCAAAUAACCCGACCAACCCAAUUAACACAUGCAGGAAAUCUUGUUGUAAUUGUGUCAUUAAAAAUCUGCUGUCUGUCUGCUGAGGAAGGGCGGAGUCUAGCGUCUUCCUGUUUAAACCCAAACUGACUGUCUGUCAGAACACUGGAUGGACAUCUAGUGCAAUCAAACCUAUAUCCAAGAUGAGUGAGUUCAACUGAAAGAAACCUCUCAGUGAGACACUCUGAUACAGAGACCGGCCCUGGCUCAAAGACAGACAGACCCCUGGCUCAAAGACAGACAGACCCCUGGCUCAAAGAAGACAGACAGACCCCUGGCUCAAAGACAGACAGACCCCUGGCUCAAAGACAGACAGACCCCUGGCUCAAAGACAGACAGACCCCUGGCUCAAAGACAGACAGACCCCUGGCUCAAAGACAGACAGACCCCUGGCUCAAAGACAGACACACCCCUGGCUCAAAGAAGACAGACAGACCCCUGGCUCAAAGAAUACAGACAGACAGACAGACAGACAGACAGACAGACCCCUGGCUCAAAGAAUACAGACAGACCCCUGGCUCAAAGAAGACAGACCGACCGACCCCUGGCUCAAAGAAUACAGACAGACAGACAGACCCCUGGCUCAAAGAAUACAGACAGACCCCUGGCUCAAAGAAUACAGACAGACCCCUGGCUCAAAGAAGACAGACAGACCCCUGGCUCAAAGAAGACAGACAGACCGACCGACCCCUGGCUCAAAGAAUACAGACAGACCCCUGGCUCAAAGAAUACAGACAGACCCCUGGCUCAAAGAAUACAGACAGACAGACAGACCCCUGGCUCAAAGAAUACAGACAGACAGACACGACCCCUGGCUCAAAGAAGACAGACAGACCCCUGGCUCAAAGAAGACAGACAGACAGACCGACCCCUGGCUCAAAGAAUACAGACAGACCCCUGGCUCAAAGAAGACAGACAGACCCCUGGCUCAAAGAAGACAGACAGACAGACCGACCCCUGGCUCAAAGAAGACAGACAGACCCCUGGCUCAAAGAAGACAGACAGACCGACCCCUGGCUCAAAGAAUACAGACAGACAGACCCCUGGCUCAAAGAAUACAGACAGACCGACCCCUGGCUCAAAGAAUACAGACAGACAGACAGAGACCCCUGGCUCAAAGAAGACAGACAGACCCCUGGCUCAAAGAAGACAGACAGACAGACAGACCCCUGGCUCAAAGAAUACAGACAGACCCCUGGCUCAAAGAAGACAGACAGACCCCUGGCUCAAAGAAUACAGACAGACAGACAGACCGACCCCUGGCUCAAAGAAGACAGACAGACAGACCGACCCCUGGCUCAAAGAAGACAGACCGACCCCUGGCUCAAAGAAGACAGACAGACCGACCGACCCCUGGCUCAAAGAAGACAGACAGACCGACCCCUGGCUCAAAUAGAGUGAGGCCUCCUAUGGGCCACUCACACUCUGGUGAAAGUUAAAGUUGGUAAAGGGGGAAAGUUAAAGAAGAAAUGUAUAAAUGGAUUCCUUACAUUUGUCCAGCCGGGUUCGAUUUAGAAGGAUUUUGGUUCUAAAUAUUCAUGUUGAUAUUUUUGUUUCAAUCAAAAAUGGGACUGAUGUGGGUACACUUUGCUGAUUAUGCCAUAGGAUAUGUCACGCUGCUUGCUUGUCUGACCAAAAGGAUGUCGAAAGGGAAACUUUGAGAAUGUGUGAGUUGAAGCGAUAGGGAAAUGCAUCGUGAGAGUUGUCAGCUGGAUUCUGACAUUCCUCUCUGAUUUUAUUUGCCCAGAUGAUAUAAGACGUGUGACCUUUUUGUCCUCAACAUUUUCAAUAAUUUAUUAGACUUUAAAUACCAUAAUCAUGGUAACAAGUUGUUUUUCUCUUUUUCCAAACCUACUGUCAAUACCAACGUAUCUAUACAGUCAACUGGUGCAUGCUGGAAUUAAUUGUAUGUACCGGGUAUCAGAUCAGUAUGGAACUUGAGGAUACGCCAUGUUUGGACGAGGGGCCAUUGGGACAAUGUUAUUGGAUGAGUUUGUCCCCUCUGAGCUCGACCAAUGGCUACUAACACUCACCUUGUUCUAAGAUCUUGGUGUAAGGAACUUCUUCUGAACCGCAUUAAAUAUUUAUUACCAGUUAUGUACUGGAGCAACUCCUCAAUGUUUGUGUCUACAUACACGGAGUGUACCAAACAUUAGGAACACCUUUCCUAAUAUUUAGUUUCACCCCCUUUUGCCCUUAGAACAGCCUCAAUUCGUCGGGGGCAUGGACUCAACAAUGUGUCGAAAGCGUUCCACAAGGGAUGCUGGCCCAUGUUGAUGCCAGUGACUCAACCCAGUGUGCCUGGCACCUACUACCAUACCCCGUUCAACGACACUGAAAUAUUUUGUCUUGCCCAUUCAACCUCUGAAUGGCAUACACAUACACAAUCCAUGUCUCAAGGCUUAACAAUCCUUCUUUAACCUGUUUCCACCCCUUCAUCUACAGUGGAUUUAACAAGUGACACUAAUAAGGGAUCAUAGCUUUCACCUGGUCAGUCUUUUCAUGGAACGAGCAGGUGUUCCUAAUGUUUUGUACACUCAGUGUAUUUUUAAUUUAAGGAUACGUGUAAUUUAUUUGGUAAGAGGUAUUCAUGAUGUAUCUUUUUUGUAGAUUUAUGAGGAAACGUUUUCAUGAUACAAGUAACAUACAUUUAUAAUCAAUGUAUAUUAUGCCUGCCUUUUCUCUGAGCAGUUUAGUUUAAUGGGCACAUACACGCAUUAAAGACUAUUACUUGUAAUUACUUAAGAUUAUUACUUAUGAAAAGGUGUGUCAUACCACAUUUGCAUUUUACUGACUGAAUUACUUUUUUAAAAACAAAGUAGAUUUGACAAAUGUUUUUGUGUGAGGAUACUUAAUAAGAAAUACUAGCAUUGUCCUCAUCCAAAAUGAAAAGUUUACUUUUCAAAAACCUUUUCAUUUAUUGACAUGUGUACUUUUAUUUUCUAUGGUGGACACAAAGAAGCAUAUUUUUAAUGGUCUGUGAAAUUAAAGAGGAUACUCCAGUCAUCA
Molecule: messenger RNA, 4771 nt
Organism: Salmo salar (Atlantic salmon)
Lineage: Eukaryota; Metazoa; Chordata; Actinopteri; Salmoniformes; Salmonidae
Product: TLC domain-containing protein 4-B
Biological process (GO): lipid homeostasis
Cellular component (GO): membrane; endoplasmic reticulum
Source: RefSeq, a predicted model, not a curated record